UUUUGCGACGAACUGUUUGCGCCGAACUUUUCUUGCUGCAUGUUUAAGCACAGCUACAGCAACAAUAAAGCGUUUUGAUGAAUAAAAACAGAACUGGACACUGUGCCCACAGCACAGGCUGAGGCGCGCCCCCGCGAGCUGCGCGCAACAGAUGUCUGCUGAGGUCUGAGCGGAGAGGAGGGCGCCAAAUAGGAAGGACUGCAGAUGCGCGUCUGAUAACAAACCAGGAACCAUUGGACUCGUCCUCCGCUGUAUACUCAUCCAUGAGUCCCUGACCCGUCGGUCCUUCUGUCAUCCAGACGGUAGACUGCGGUAACAGGACGAGAACACAAACUGACAAUAUGGAUGCAAACAUCGUGAGCAUAUGGCCACGCAUGGAACCCUUCCUACUUGGUGCCCUGCAGGUGGCUCCCUCCUCCAAGCUCAGCCUACACUAUCUUCGCAAGAUGACGAUCUACGUGCGAACACGGGAUGGCUGCUUCCCCAUCCUCGGCUGGCCCAUGUGGAGGCAUAUUGCCUGUGGAAAGCUACAGCUGCCAGAAGACCUUGCGUGGCUCUACUUUGAGACCUUUGACCUUCUUAUAGGUCAUACACCAGAGGAGAGGCUGGAGUGGGCUGAGUGUCUUUCCCAGUGUUCUACUAAAAGCGAGCUGGACCAGCAAAGGAACAAGUUGUCUGUGGACACUCUGCAGUUCCUCCUGUUCCUCUACAUUCAGCAGUUGAACCGUGUGUCUUUGCGGACCUCUUUGAUUGGAGAAGAGUGGCCUUGCCAUCGCACGCCCUCCCCGUCUCCAUCAGACAGAGAGGCCAAGACUAGCUCUCAGAACAAGAACUGGGAUGAUCAGGCUCACCUGUCCUUUGUGCAAAGCCAUCUGGCAGAGAUUUUGGAGCUACUGGUGGAGCCUGGCCAACUGUCGCAAUCUGGACAGGCCCUGAGAGACUGCCAGAUAUCUCUGGAGGCUGUGAGGAGUUUAAAUCUGCUUCUGGAGGGCUCAGUUUGCCAAAGAAGAGUUGUUCAGCCCAUCCACCGGCUGCUGACCAAAGGUCCACUCCAAACACAAGCUGGCUACUCCUCACUGACCCAGUCCUUCCACCUGCACAAGCUCCUCUCCUGCCUCCAGCACAACCUCACUCUGAACCCCUUUGGAAUAACUGCCUGUCUCCAUUCGGGCAAGAAACUCGCAUGGGCUCAGCAAGUGGAAGGGGCCAUGAAGAGGGCCAAGAUAGCCAGAAACACCCACAUGGCUCCACCUGGUAGUAAAAUGGUGCUUAUGUCCCAAGUCUUAAAACAGACCCUGGCUAAAACUUCAGACAAGCUGACUGGCGCCAACAUUAAAAUCCACAGAUGCGCCAAUGCCUUCAUAUACCUUCUCUCACCUCUCAGAUCAGUCAGUGUGGACAAAUGCCGUGACAGCACUGUGGUUCUGGGUCCCGUUGAGACCAGCGUCCACAUCCACAGCUGCCAGAACAUGCGGGUGGUGUGCGUAGCUGGCAGGAUUGCUAUCGGCGCCUCCUCACGUUGCACCAUCCACGCCCUGACGCCCACCCGCCCUUUGCUUUUGCCAGGAAACACAGACAUUACUCUGGGUCCUUUCCACACUUUCUACCCUUCCUUGGAGGAUCACAUGGCCAGUGUGGGGCUGGCUGUUGUUCCCAAUGCCUGGGAUCAGCCCUUGCUUCUGGGGACCGAGGGCCUUGCCAACCCCUCAUUCAAUGCGUUGUCCAGCCCAGACCCUGCCUGCUACCGUUUGCUGCCCCCCUCAAAGUUCCACACGCUGGUCAUUCCUUUUCAGAUGGAGGGCGACACGUGUGAGGUGCCCGGUGGCCUGCCACCUUCAUACCAGGCAGCUCUGGAUGAAAAGCAGAGGAGAAUACAGAACUGGCAGAAGACUGUAAUGGAGGCCCGGCUGAGCAAGGAGCAGAAGCAACAGUUCCAGGAGUUGGUGGAAAUGAAGUUUCACGAGUGGCUUCUGGAAACGGGUCACAGGCAGGAACUGGACAGCUUAAUCCCCCCCACGAUAGCCUCUGUAAAAGAGUUUGAUGGGGCAGCAGGAGACAGCGCUCGAGUUAAUGAUCCUAAACAUAUGAGGACUGGACAGGCAGUGGAACAGUCAACCAUGGCAUGUUGAAUUUUACUGUUUGGUUCUUUGCCGGCAGAAUAAUUGCACCUCUAAAUGAAGGCAGUAUGGCCGUUUGCACAUGCAGAUUACAUAAGGUCUUCUUCUCAUAUGGUGCUCCUGUGAGCUCUUGCUUUUCCAUCAGCUUACAGUUAUGGCCAGCUUCACAGCUUCCUUCUUAAGAAAAGGCAGCUAAAUCUUUGUCGUGUCUGACCUCAGGAGGGAGUGGAUUGGCAUGUUGUCAAAAACCAUCAUUCAUCACACACUCUAUAAAGGGACACACAGAUGAGGCAAGUGUGAAGUCACCACAGCCUUUAAAGGGAUAUUUUACUGCUGAAUGUCUUCUGGAGAGGGAGCUGAGGAGGACAAACUAGGGUAGCUGUGAUUGUGAGUUAGGUAAACAAACCCUGACACAUGUUCUCUUUAAGCAUUUGGUCUUUAUUAAAGCAUGCUUUAUAAUUUGCUAUCCAUCCACUGUUUUGUUAAACUUGUGAUGCAAUAGAGAAAGUAAAACUUGUUUCAAUGGAUUUGAGAGACUGCUUUGAGGAGCUUUAAUGGCAGUUGCUGCAUUAUGAGAAACACGCAUUAGAACGAGUCUAUUUGUAGAUUCUUAAUCUCUGAGAAUAUUUAGCCUGUGAUGUUAUGGGAUACUGUCAGGCCUUAACACAGCAAGCAGCCUGUUUAACGUUUCAGAGCCAAAAUAAAUUUUAACUGCAUUUGCUGCCUUGCCUUAUUUGCAGAAACAUGUUGCCUUUUCCCCAUUUCCCUGUGUAUCUGUGGUUUUGUCUAGCCAGCUAAUGCAAACAAAGCCUGGAUUUGUUGAACUAGCUUCAUAGUACACCCCUGUGGAGAACUGCUUAGUCACUCUUCCAUGCAGCCAGUGGCCCCAUGUCUUCUCAGACAGACUCCAUAUACAUGCUGUUUUCUGUAAGAAUAUUGUCACUGACUGCUGUUAAAGAUGGAGGAUGUAGAUGCUGAGUAUUUUAAGCACUUUGGGUGUAAAGGGUAUGUUGGAGCAGCUGCAUUUACUAGCUCAGAUCAUAGUAUUAUUUUUGGAAGAUGAAUCAUGAAUUUUCCUUUGUGCAGGUAAAAAGGGAGGAAUAUUAAAAUAAUUAAUGUGGGUAUGUGGUUGUUCUGUCCAAACGUACUCACGUGCUGUACAUACCUGUAGCUGUGCUGGUCUGCGUGCUCCAUUUUGCUCUGAUUGACUGGCUGCAGUGAAAGUACAACAUCAGGGUGCAGCUGCUGUUUAUCUGUUCUGGGACUUGUUGCAAACUUGUGUUUUAAGUUCUUCGGUACAACAGAACAAGCUGAGAUGUUCCGGCUGAGGCAGAAUGUAAUAAGCCUAUGGCCAGUUUGUCAUAGAAGGCUUAAAUGUAUAUUUAUUUUUGUAUAAAUAUGUAAAAAAAAAAAUUAGCACUGCAGAAUGAUUAUUUUUCAUAAAUCUACUUUACCUCCAGAACUAUUGUUAGCGGUGAGUACCUCCAAGUUUACUUCAGGUAGUUCGCUUCCUCUUUACACAUUUCCAUUACAGCUGAAUUUUGUUUUGUAUAUAAAAUAUGACAUAAAUUAUAUACUGAAGUACUGCUGAAAGUCAGCAAGGCAGCAUUGUAUUGGUUAUGGCCAGUGAAAGGAAUGUGUGCUUGAAACAUUUACGAUGAACCCAUUUGUACUGUAAAAUGCCUUACUGCUGUUGUUUACUACAGAAAUGGUCCUGUUAAUUUGAUACACAGCUCUGUGCUGUUAUUACAUGAAGAGCAAAAAGUCAUUUUUAAUUG
Archocentrus centrarchus (flier cichlid) is the source of this 3895-nucleotide messenger RNA. It is a transcript of the gene tbccd1, whose product is annotated as TBCC domain containing 1. Gene Ontology annotation, biological process: maintenance of Golgi location; maintenance of centrosome location. NCBI's taxonomy places the organism in Eukaryota, Metazoa, Chordata, Actinopteri, Cichliformes, Cichlidae. The record is from RefSeq and is a predicted model, not a curated record. The coding region runs from base 342 to 2129 and encodes 595 amino acids. Gene Ontology annotation, cellular component: spindle pole centrosome. The transcript is spliced from 9 exons.